GCCGUGCGGGUAGCGUAUUGGUGCUGCGGUUCCUACUCUUCCUCUGCACUAUGUUGUGUGAAUUUGAAAAUGGUAAUUUCAAAGGAUCGUAAGAGUGAAAAAUCUAUAAAAUGUAGGACCCGGACGAAUCUUUUCCUUCCAUGGCAUUAAUGGACCUUGUGAACGUAUGAACAUGCCAUGACGCUGAAGAUAAAAGUUCAGAUGUGUUUCAGUGUAUGUAAUGAAAUGAAGUCCUUCCAAGCAAUGUUGUAUUUUGCGUCCUGGUGUGUCGUUUCCUGUCUCGUUCGACAAGGAGCGUCGUCACCGGCAUCGUCGCUCUCGUCCAACCUGCCGUCCUCACCGUCACAGCCUACACUACCCUCGUCGCCCAAAGAACGCUCAACACGAUCUCCUCUACCAUUAUCGCUUCGUGUCACAACUCGACCGUCCGACUUGCCCACGCCGCCUCCGCCCCCCCUCCCGGCCGCACCCACGGGCCGUCCUCCACCGCAGGAGAGCCCACGUAGCACCUCUGCGAAAAAAAUCGCUGAGAUAUCCUCAAUAAAAGAGAAAAAACCCAAGCAGCCUUUUCCUGCUGCCUCGGAUACUGCAGGUCACAAGUCGAUCAGUGUCAGCAAUAAAGUUCAACGCAGAAAUGUCAGUGACUCCAAGAAAGUCCCCGAGCCCGCGUCAAGUGCUGAAAUUUUGGGUGCAGUAAACAGUACGGGCGUCACGAUCUGGCUGGACGAUCAUCUGAGAUACGCGAGCAGCGAAAACAUGUUUAAAGGGAACAAAACAAAGUACCACGCCGGGAUACACGCGGUGGUCCUGCACCAACACCGCUUCACCGUCCUGCAGAAGGAGCAGUUCUUCACCUGGCAGCCCGCAGCUCACAGGAUGCUGACCAAGAUGCUCAAGCAUAUGCAGUUCGGAAGAAUCUUGAUUCUUGUAGGCGUGCCCGACUUCACGCCGUGGUUCCGAGCGGACGCAACCAAGGCGGUCGUGAGUCUGGGGGCGCGACUCGGCUCCCUGGCGACCCGGGGCGAAACGUGGGUCAUGGUGACGCUCAAGGGCCAGCCGCCCAUCAUGGAGACCCUCGUCACCUGCAAGAACGCCUCCCUGUCUCACACUUCUCCCAUCACGUUCUCUGCGACGGUCCCGAGGUCUCCAGAACGAGUGUGUCCGUGGCACAGCGACCCCGACAUGGCGAUGCGCGCUGAGUUCUGCGAGCAGUACGAGGGCUACGCUGACUUCUGCAGAUGCAAAGACCCGCUUCGGUUGGACCCGAAAAUGGCUAUGAGCUUCCAGCCGCCUCUCAAAAUGCGUGAAGUCAUCCCCGUUGCCAUGGUAACGGCCAAGCGUCUCCCGAUGGUGCUAAGACAGGUGAUCAAGAUAUGGCAGAAUCCAGGCGGCGCAGACACUCCCCUCGUUAUCUUCGUGGACGGCCACAACCCUGAGGCUGAGAAGCUCGGCAAGAUACUCAAUAUCACCGUCGUCUUUCAUGACAACCCCGCUCCUAUUGGUUCAAUACACCGAGUGAAUCAACACAUCAAGUUCUCCCUUGAUAAGGUCUUCAAAAUGUAUCCUGAGUCUGACAAGGCCAUCAUUCUUGAGGAUGACCUUAAUCUCGCGCCGGACUUUAUUAGUUACUUCCACCAGACGGCGCUUUUAAUGAGAUUCGACGAAACAGUCUCGAUCGUCAACGCAUACAACUACAACGCAUACCAACACACCGCCUCGGACCCGGCCAGAAUAUACCGCGUUCAGUCUUACCCAUACUACGGGUGGAUGACACGAAGGAGUGUGGCCGAGACGAUGGUCAAAAACUGGGCGCCCAUGGAUUUGGCUGCAGACUGGGACCUGUACAUCAGGAAGUACCACGUGAACAUGUGCCACCAGGUCAUCAUCCCAGAGAUCCCCCGCACCAAGCACGAAGGAGGCGGCGGAGUUCACGUCUCGGGAAACGAACAGGAGACGUCCUUCCAGCAGCGGCCACUCAACACCCAGCGGGACGUCCAGUUGAAUAUGAUUCGGUUGUGGGAGAUCGCUUACGGGAUCGACAUGAGGACGAAGAUCGAUCAGGCCCGCGUGGUGAACAUUACCGAGCACCCAUGUGACAAGAAACCCAUUCCGAAAUACAAGAAUGAGACCUACGUCAUCUAUGUAAAUCUUACCGGUGAAGACGACUACGAGAGGUCUUAUCAUGUUCUAGGCAAGUGCAUGGGCUUCUACUACCCUUACCUCUACGAAAACUACCACGGCACUUUCUCCUUGAAGUUCUUCAAGACGCCUUUCAUCAUCGUGUCGUGCCCGGCGUCAGCUUAUUGCUGGAACGUGGACCCGAGUGUGAUCUACCACCCGACCAAGGAGGACCUCGACUACGCCACGAAACACGCGUGGAGGCACUCGUAUGCCAAGGGCGAGUACUCCUUGCGCGUCCCUGCCCUCACGCCCGAGGAGGAAUUCAACCUUGAUAACGUUCUCUUUACUUACUUUCCGGUUCAGGAGUGAUUCUUUUUAUAGUCUUCGAGAUUGCCUUACGUGUUUUGAUUUACAUUUAUAAUUUAUUAUUUGUUUGUUGGUUAAAUCAUUUGUAUUUCGAGUUUUAUUUUCGGUAAUGGUCUUUGAGAAUUACGGUUUGGCAUUUACUGUAGUUCUUGAGAUAUGUAUUUUGAAUUUAAGCAUAAAAUUGCAAUAACCUGUGAAAGCAUUUCUAAACUUGACAUACAUCUGUGUUAGAGAUUGUAACACUUGGUCACAUUCAGUCAUUUUAUCCAUAAAUAGAUUACAUAUAGGCACGUAAGUUUUGGUCAACAUAUUAUUCAGUGCGAAUUCAU
Molecule: messenger RNA, 2816 nt
Organism: Penaeus monodon (black tiger shrimp)
Lineage: Eukaryota; Metazoa; Arthropoda; Malacostraca; Decapoda; Penaeidae
Product: protein O-linked-mannose beta-1,2-N-acetylglucosaminyltransferase 1-like
Biological process (GO): protein O-linked glycosylation via N-acetylgalactosamine
Cellular component (GO): Golgi membrane
Molecular function (GO): beta-1,3-galactosyl-O-glycosyl-glycoprotein beta-1,3-N-acetylglucosaminyltransferase activity
Source: RefSeq, a predicted model, not a curated record